Fusarium redolens is the source of this 749-nucleotide messenger RNA. RefSeq names its product carbonic anhydrase. The transcript is spliced from 3 exons. Bases 132 to 629 code for a protein of 165 amino acids. The record is from RefSeq and is a predicted model, not a curated record. Lineage: Eukaryota; Fungi; Ascomycota; Sordariomycetes; Hypocreales; Nectriaceae. Gene Ontology annotation, molecular function: zinc ion binding; carbonate dehydratase activity.
AUAACCUUAGUGUAACAUGUGCAUUCAGCGAGUAUAAAAGCCAUUAUGCAGAUGCCACAUUGUCUUUGGCUUGUUGAUCCGAUUCUUCAAACAAACAGACCUUUAUAAAGCUUUUGAUCUACUUGUCAAACAUGUCUUCUUCAAUCAUCCCAGAGUAUGAGGCGGCGAAUGAAAAGUAUGCCGCUGCAUUCACCAAGGGAGAUCUCGCCCUCCCGCCCUCUCGCCAUGUUGCUGUCGUUGCCUGCAUGGAUGCUCGUCUCGACCCAGCUCAGGUUCUCGGGAUCGAGCUUGGCUCCGCUCACGUAAUCCGCAAUGCUGGCGGUCGAGCUGCAGAUGCUCUCCGCUCUGUCAUCAUCUCGCAGCAGCUCCUUGGCACCCGUGAGAUCGUCAUUGUCCACCAUACCGACUGCGGCAUGCUCACCUUCUCCGACCUGGAUCUCAAGACAAAGGUUCGCAAGGACCUUGGUGAAGACGUUGAUCACAUUGCUUUCCUCCCUUUCGGAGAUCUUGAGCAGAGUGUUCGAGAUGAUAUCGCUUUCUUGAAGAAGAGCCCUCUUGUUCUGGAUGUUCCUAUCACUGGCUACAUCUAUGAUGUCAAGUCCGGCAAGAUCAACAAGGUUGAUGCUUAGAUUCAGCUAGUCAAGUGCGAUCGUUGGGAGUUGAGGUGUUAGUGGGGUGAGCUGUUUGGAGAUGAUACCAGGUUGGGGCGUUGUGAAGCUGUGUUCAAGAUGAUACCAGAGAGUUCAGAU